Messenger RNA from Python bivittatus (Burmese python), 4238 nucleotides. Its product is annotated as UDP-glucuronosyltransferase 1A1. Gene Ontology annotation, molecular function: UDP-glycosyltransferase activity. The record is from RefSeq and is a predicted model, not a curated record. NCBI's taxonomy places the organism in Eukaryota, Metazoa, Chordata, Lepidosauria, Squamata, Pythonidae.
CUCACAAGUUCUGUUUCAUAUGUUCAUGUAAAGAACAAUGGGUUCUUUGCAUUCAUUUACCUUUGGAUUAAAAUGCAACAUAGUUCGAAAGAAGAGUUCUAUGUUUCAAUAUAUUUGCCAGCCAGCUGCAUGUUUUUUACUUACUUUUUUUUUCUGGAGACUUUCGGAUGGAGGGAAGGUGUUGGUAAUACCUAUGGAUGGCAGUCACUGGCUCAGUAUUCAACCAGUUAUGGAACGCCUUCAACACAGAGGACAUCAAGUAGUAGCUGUUGUUCCUGAUGUUAAUUUGUGGAUGAAACCAUCUGAACAUUACAUAGUGAAAACAUUUGCUGUACCCUAUUCAACGGAAUACUUGAAAACAGAACUUCAGAAAUUGGGUCAUAAGAUUUUUGUACAACAGCCUUUCCUGACAAGAAUUACUGAGACAUUUGCAAGAAUAAGGAAUAUUACAAUGCUUUACUUAAAUAACUGCAAACAGCUUUUAUACAACAAAGAUUUGAUUACUUACCUUCAAGAAAGCAGAUUCAAUGUUGUAUUUAUGGAUCCAGUGUCUCCAUGUGGACAGAUUGUGGCUGAGUAUUUAUCCAUCCCUUCUCUCUUCUACUUACGUGGAAUUCCAUGUGGUUUAGAUUUUGAGGCAACUAAGUGUCCAAAUCCACAUUCUUAUAUCCCCAAAUUCUAUACGGGCAGUACUGAUUAUAUGACAUUUAAUCAACGAGUGAAGAAUUUUUUAGUUGGUUCAUUUCAGUUCAUGAUGUGUUACUUUAUUUACUCACCAUUUGAAACUUUGAUCAAGGAAUUUCUGCAUCGAGAUAUGACAGUACUGGAGCUUUAUAGUCAAGCCUCAAUUUGGCUUCUGCGCUAUGACUUCGUGUUUGAAUAUCCAAGGCCUAUCAUGCCAAAUAUGGUUUUCAUUGGGGGUAUAAACUGUGCAAGGGAGAAUCCAUUAACACAGGAAUUUGAAAGCAUAUUGAAUAAAUCUGGUGAAGAUGGAAUUGUGGUGUUUUCCUUGGGCUCAAUGAUUUCUGAAAUUCCAAUUGAAAAAGCCAUGGAAAUUGCUGAAGGAUUGGGAACAAUACCACAGACAGUGCUGUGGAGAUAUACUGGUGAAGCUCCAGUCAACCUUGCGAAUAAUACAAAGCUGUUUAAUUGGCUUCCGCAAAAUGAUCUACUUGCUCAUCCCAAAACCAGAGCCUUUAUUACACAUGCGGGCUCCCAUGGGAUCUAUGAGGGGAUUUGCCAUGGAGUGCCAAUGGUGUUAAUACCACUUUUUGGAGAUCAAGCAGACAAUGCAGUACGAAUAGAGUCUCGAGGAGCAGGAGUGAAACUGGAUGCAAUUAAAAUGACAUCAAAGGACCUGUCUAAUGCACUGAGGACUGUUAUUUAUGAUAAAAGGUAUAAAGAGAACAUUCAGCAUCUUUCAGCUCUUCACUUAGACAGACCCAUUGAACCUCUUGAUCUUGCAGUACAUUGGAUAGAGUUUGUCAUGAAGCACAAGGGAGCUCCCCAUUUGCGACCAGCAGCUUAUGACCUCAACUGGAUCCAGUACUAUUCCAUUGAUGUCAUUGCCUCCCUCCUGGCUGCAGCAUUCUUUUUCCUGUUCAUCUCAGUGAAGGGUUGUCUGUUUUGCUGCAAGAAGUGUUUCUGCAAAAGUGCAAGACUAAGCAAAAAAAACAAGUCAAAAUCCCAAUAAUGAGAAAAAAAGUCAAGACAAAAUGAGGUAGGUUAUAAAGAAAAAAAGGAGGAAAGGGUCCUUGCUUUUGUUGGAAAGUGGCAACAAAACUCAGAAAAAUUAGGUGCUCUCCUUUGGUGCCUUCAAUCAAAGUAUCAACGGCAGCCACUUUGCUCUGCCUGGCCACCUCAUUUUGAUGGAAAUGUGCUCUCAUGCAGAAUGCCAUGAAAGGCCAGCACAAUGGCUGUUUUGACUUUUCUAAAAGGGGGACACAACUGUGCUUUGCAAAACUGCGUUAAAGGGGUGCUUUGUCAGUGGCUUGAUUAAAGUGAAGCACCUCUUGAAUUUUUCAAAGAGCCUGUUUUUAGGGCAAAUCUUCAGGUGAUCUUUUAAAUGAAGCAGAAAACAAAAUAAUUUAAAUGAAUCAUUUAAAGCCUACAUUAAUAAAUUUAAGGGGGUUGUAGGUAUGUUUCAGAAUCUUAUAGUUCGUGGAACUCUUAAGAAAUCAGCUAUAUAUCUAAUUUGUCUUCUACUGUGAAGAAGUGCAGGAUUUUAUGAUUUUUUUAAACAGUAAAUGAAAAAGCCAGCAAGAAUGAUCAGAUAAUAAAGAUUGAUAGGUGGUUUUGCACCUUUAACUGUUAUGCAGGAGAUGGAAUUUUCAGUAAUGUAACAUAACAUACAGGUAGGGAUGAAAAGAUACAUUUGUUAGUAUUCUCUCUUUUACAGAAUUCCUGCUUCCCUUUACAAUUAGUCACUGUGGAAAGAAAACAAAAAAGAUGGACAUAUGUUAUAAAGGAUUAAAAGUGGACUCUAGACUAGAGCUUUAAAUGUGAGUCAUAGGCCUAGAAAAGCUGAAGAUUACAGGUUUUGUGAAUGUGCAAAUAUAAAGGACUAGCUAUCAUGGUGCUCUAAUACUGCAACAUCUGGCUGAAAAAUAUUCAUCCAAGAUAGGCUCUGCACUGUCUACUCUACACACUUUUAUGGUGCUCUGUGACAUUAUUGUUUUAUACUUAUACUUUCUAUCCCUGAAGUCAUGCUAUUUUCACUCUAGUUUCUUUCCUUUUCUUCCAUUUUUCCACAACAUCUACUCUGGACACCACCAAAAUAUGCUCUAUACUACAUUCAUAACCUGAGAGAGAGAGACAGAGAGAGAGAGAGAGAGAGAGAGAGAGAGAGAGAGAGAGAAAAUCAGGAUGGAAAUUAUUUUUUUAAAAUCCAAGCCUCAAACUUAAGCCCAAUAUUUUGUGCAUAUACAUAGCAUCAUUUUUGCCUGGUAAAAAGAAGUCAAUUCUUUUUAAAAACUUCAUUUAUGGAAGUGACUGUUGCAAUCACAUCCUUUCAUUAUUCUAGUUCUCACAAGAUUAUUUCAGUAAACAGAGAUGCCAUUUUACAUCUGAACAAUUCCCUGCACAAAUAUAAUUCAUGCAUAGAAAAUAAUAUAUAUGAGGGAUAUGCAAAAACAAUUCGACCUGGUUCACAGUCAGAUCAUCGGCUUGAAAAUUCAUCUUGAGUUGGUCUGGAGAGAGAGGAAUAAUUUAUCCCAACUCAUUCCCAAUUUUAUUUGGGGAAUUAUUUGGGAAAACCUAAGCACCAUCCUCCCAUGUUUCAUUAUGUGGAAAAAAUGCAAAUAUGUAAUAAUGCCUUUAGUAUUUCUGCUUAACACUUUCAUUUAUCUUGUUAUUGUCUUAUUACUUUAAGCAUGGCUGUGGAUUCCAAAGUUUACAGUGUAGCCUGCUAAAUCAUUUCACUAAAUGGUAAACUUAAAAUUGGGGUUCAGUCUAAAAUCCCCCCCAAAUAGUGCAUAUAGCACUAAUGCAGCUGGAGUCAUGUUGUUAGUUAGGAAAGAAGUUAAUGGAAUAAUAGUGCAAAUAUAUAUUGAUACUUAUGGGCAUUUUAUUAUUUUUAACCUGACAAUAUUAGAAGUUUAGUUCUUAUUCUUUAGUUCUUUAUGGGCCUACAAAAAUGAUCCUGAAUUAUUUCAUAGUAACAUGGCAAGAAUGCGUGUAUUAGUAUUGCGAGCCCAGCAACAGAAUAUAGCAGUUCAAGCUGGGAUGAUGUCGGGCAGCAGGGAGGGCAGUACACCAACAGCAAGCCCGACUGUUCCCUAGAGCCCAACUUCAACUGUUCCCUAGGGCCUCACAUCUGUGGAGUAGUGCCUCUAAGAGCCCUCAGUGACUUGUGGAUGACAACAGCCACCCCACAUACCCCCCAUAAUAAGAUCACAGAUGAGGGCAGACUUAUUACAGACUGAUCUGGCAUUCAAAAACAUCACCCAGAGCCCAGGACCAUCGAGGAUCCGGUUACUUAGUAUAGAGGAAGAGUGCUGAAGGCCAGACAUCAGGAUCAUUCUCAUGCAGUGUCCUUGGCGUCUUCAUGUGGAACCUGCCUUCAGAUUCCCACCAUAUCUACCCCUGCCCAUCACAGUCUCAAUGUUACUGCCUAUCCUCUCUGCCCCAUUCCCUCCCACUCCUACCUCCUACCUCCUAGGCAGAGUCUCUCUCUCUCUCUCUCUCUCACACACACACACACACAUAUACACACAACCUAUGCCACAUACAGUACUGUG